Penicillium nucicola is the source of this 1809-nucleotide messenger RNA. Its product is annotated as DUF3435 domain-containing protein. The record is from RefSeq and is a predicted model, not a curated record. Bases 1 to 1809 code for a protein of 602 amino acids. NCBI's taxonomy places the organism in Eukaryota, Fungi, Ascomycota, Eurotiomycetes, Eurotiales, Aspergillaceae. The transcript has 7 exons.
AUGGAUUCCUCGAAAUAUCUCCGAAUUCUCGCGAGGCUCGACAAUAUCACCAUAUACCUCAAGUCCUUGGUCCAGGAGUUUGGCUUGGACACGCAGCCUGGAAAGAAGACGCCGGUUUAUAUCGAGGAUAUCGGCCCGUUUAAUGAAACGAUCUUAUCGACACAGGAGAAAAAAUUCCAUCUAGGCUUUCAACGUAUCCAAGUGUGUCUGUUUAACUCUCUCGGUAUCUUUACGCUGCACCGGAAAAGCGCUCUGUUGAGUCUGCAGUUCAAGGACCUGCAGAUCUCCCUACAGAAGGAUCCCCGUGGAGGCCCAUCCGUCCCUAUGAUCGAACUUACUCCCGAAGAAACUAAAAAGUUUCUCGGUCUCACCAAAUUAACUACUUUUGCACUUCCCGAAAUCGUUUACGGGCCGUCUUUGGUGAUAUGCCCGCACACGUUGCUUUUUGGCAUCUUGUUUCACGCGCGGGCGUUCCGGAAUCAGGGGCUGACUUCGAAGGCUCAGCUGCGGAAACUUUCCAUCAGCAAAGGCUGUGAGCAGCUCCUGGUGCCUUUAGAUCCGAAAAAGUCUGACUGGUAUAUCUUUUGCAAAACGGAGUUGGUCAAGGGCGUUCCAACCAUUCGACGAACUACACAGAUGCCCAAGUCUGCGAUUUCCACCUUGCUGGUCGCAUUUGGCGAGAUACGUGGGUGGAAAGGGGCAUUUCACGCCCAUCAGUUCCGGUAUGGAAGUGGUAAAGUGAUCAAUGAGAGUGGGUGGGUGAGCAAGGAGCAACAUAUGUUGAUCAUGAAGCAUGCCAGCCCCCGCACCUUUGUCAACCACUAUCAUCCCCUGCAAAUCGACACUGACAUGAUCCGGGUGAUCUGUGGCCUUGACCCGGAUGUGGAACUGAUGCGAGCUGUCAUGCGGCAAAGCCGUUGGCGAGACACGCGACGCCCGCGCUACUUGACCAAACAACAAAGGGCACAGGUUGAAGAACAUCCUGAGUUGGAAGAGGCACGGCGCAACCUAGACAAUAUCCGCGCGCAGUACGAGGAGACCCAGGAACCCGGCCUGCUUCCUAGACUCCAGCAACGGGAGAAGGGGGUGAGAAAUACGCGAAAAAGGUUGCACCGGAGCUUACGGCAUGAGAUCCGAGAGAAAUUUGAUGAAGAGCAAGCCUUUUUGGAUAUCGAGGCGCAGCUGUCGGGUACCGCAGUCAAGGAAGAGAGCGAAGACUCACCCCUGGAGGACACUAUGCACCCCCUUCAGUUGCAUCUCGUGCAGAGUCUUCUUUCCUACCCUGUUUCUAACUCGUUGGAGGAUGAGUGGCAUCGACGCGAUACGGGUGCUGCAGCGGUUGUCCAGUAUUAUGAUGUCCUUGAAGGAGGCCCAUUAAGGGGUCGGCCUAAACAGAAAGCUCCUGAAAUCGCUUCGCCGACUGGACCGAUAGCUCAGCCGAAGGUUACCUGCCCCUGGCUGCCGGACAAGGUUCGCUUUCAGAUGUUUCAUGAUCCCGGGUGUGUUACGCGCCACUUUGAUGCUAUUCAUCUUAAAGAAGAACCACUGAAAUGCAACUGGUGUGAAGUAGGCUUGCUACAUCGGAUGGCGUUCCAGCGUCAUGCUUCUGAUGUGCAUCGCGUGCGAAGUCGCUGGCGAUGCCCGAACCCGAUGCAGGGACUUCAAAAACCAGAACAGGCUGGCGAUGAAUCAAUAAAGCCAUUGACUCGACCAGAGAAUUUCCAUACGAAUCCCGCGCGCGAGGAGGACGAGCACGAGCAGCGGGAAAAUGAGCAGUUGGCAGCGUAUGUCAGCAAAAAUACCCUCUAG